This is a messenger RNA of Cordyceps militaris CM01, 849 nucleotides long. Its product is annotated as enoyl-CoA hydratase/isomerase family protein. The transcript is spliced from 2 exons. Gene Ontology annotation, cellular component: mitochondrion. The record is from RefSeq and is a predicted model, not a curated record. Gene Ontology annotation, molecular function: delta(3,5)-delta(2,4)-dienoyl-CoA isomerase activity. Lineage: Eukaryota; Fungi; Ascomycota; Sordariomycetes; Hypocreales; Cordycipitaceae. The coding region runs from base 1 to 849 and encodes 282 amino acids.
AUGUCCAUCGUUCCCGCCUACGCAUCGUACCAGUACAUGCGCGUGACGUCGCCAGCCGAGUACGUUGCCCACGUCGAAAUCAACAACCCCAAGCGGCUCAAUGCCUUUUCGCAGGCCGUGUGGCUUGAGUACGGGCGCGUGUUUGCGCAGAUUAGCGCCGACCCGGAGUUCCGCGUCGCCCUCCUCAGUGGCGUUGGUGACCGCGCCUUCACGUCGGGGCUCGAUGUCAAGGCGGCGACGGCCGACUCACCGCUGACGACGGCUGAGGGCGACGAGGUCCGCCGGGCCAAGCUCCUGCGCGGUCACAUUGAAGAGUUUCAGACGAGCAUCACAUCCGUGGAAAAGUGCGAGAAGCCCGUCAUUGCGGUUCUCCACGACGUCGCCAUCGGCCUCGCCAUCGACAUUGCCACGUGCGCCGAUAUUCGCAUCUGCACGGCCAAGACUCGCUUCGCCGUCAAAGAGGUGGAUAUUGGCCUGGCAGCCGACAUUGGCACGCUCGCGCGGCUGCCCAAGGUGGUGGGCUCGUUGUCGUGGGUCAAGGACGUGUGCAUGACGGCGCGCGACUUCGGCGCGGCCGAGGCGCUGGCCCAAGGGUUCGUGAGCCAGGUGCACGAGGAUAAGGCGACAGCCAUCGCGGCGGCCGUGAAGCUGGCGUCGCUGCUGGCGUCCAAGAGCCCAGUGGCGGUGCAGGGUACCAAGGAGCUUCUCAACUACGGUAAAGAGCACUCCGUCGCCGACAGCCUGCGGUAUACACAGGUGUGGAACUCGGUGGCGCUGCAGGGCGAGGACUUCGUGACGGCCAUGAUGAGCAGCAUGCAAAAGAAGAAGCCUUCGUUUUCCAAGUUGUAA